Molecule: messenger RNA, 435 nt
Organism: Knipowitschia caucasica
Lineage: Eukaryota; Metazoa; Chordata; Actinopteri; Gobiiformes; Gobiidae
Source: the annotation of a GenBank genome assembly
AUGAAGACAGUGUCAAAGGUGAAAGAGGCUCGGCGGCUGCUGAAAAAGCCUCAGGUGCAGAAGUUCGACGGCUCUCUUCACACUCAGAAGUUCUGGUGUUACUGCUGCGGACUCGAAGUGGAGAAAAACGUGACGGACGGAAACAUGAUGGUGCUCUUUGCUGGACUCAUCGAGCACAUGGCAACGCCGGAGCACAGGAAGAACACUCACACGUUCUGGUGGCAGAACAAAGCAGAACAGAAGCUCAAAGACAAGUUCCUUUUCUCCAAAGAGGAAGUCGACAGGUUCAAGGCCGAGGUGCAGACGGCGCUGGGCUCCUUUGUGGAGGAGGAGGAGGACUUCAUCAAACAGGAGGCAGAAUGUAUCCGUCUGCAGGAGAAGCAGCGGCAGGAGAUCCUCAUGUCUCUGUCUGAGGUUUGUUUGUAUCCAACAUAG